Molecule: messenger RNA, 1683 nt
Organism: Thalassophryne amazonica
Lineage: Eukaryota; Metazoa; Chordata; Actinopteri; Batrachoidiformes; Batrachoididae
Gene: prim1
Product: DNA primase subunit 1
Exons: 13
Coding region: 109-1389 (426 amino acids)
Biological process (GO): DNA replication, synthesis of primer
Cellular component (GO): alpha DNA polymerase:primase complex
Source: RefSeq, a predicted model, not a curated record
UUGUUUUUCUUUCAGAUAUUUCCCGCGCUGUCCUCUGUGAAGACCUGGUAGUCUGCAGUGUUGACUUUCGGCGCUUUUCGUGUAUUUUAUAGAAUUAUCAGAGCCGUAAUGCCGACAUCAGCAUACGACCCAGCUUGUUUGCCGGACUUUUUACCGCUGUACUACAAACGGUUGUUUCCUUUUUCCCAGUAUUAUCGCUGGCUGAAUUAUGGAGGAGUGCAGAAGAACUACUUUCACAAUCGAGAGUUCUCCUUCACACUCAAAGAUGACAUCUAUGUCCGCUACCAGUCUUUCAGCACACAGAGUGAGCUGGAGAAGGAAAUGCAGAAGAUGAACCCUUACAAGAUCGACAUUGGUGCCGUAUACAGCCACCGGCCCAGUCAGCACAACACUGUGAAGUCUGGAAGCUUCCAGGCAUUGGAGAAGGAGCUGGUGUUUGAUAUUGAUAUGACAGACUAUGAUGAUGUCAGAAGCUGUUGCAGUGCUGCAGACAUUUGCUCCAAGUGUUGGACCCUGAUGACCAUUGCUAUUCACAUACUGGAUAGAGCUCUUAAAGAGGACUUUGGUUUCCAGCACCUGCUCUGGGUUUAUUCUGGCAGGAGAGGAGUUCAUUGUUGGGUUUGUGAUGAAGCUGCCAGGAAGCUGUCAGUGGCAGCACGCUCUGCAGUUGCAGAAUACCUCAGCCUGGUGAAGGGUGGCGAAGAGAUGGUGAAAAAAGUAGUGUUGUCUGAUCUACUUCAUCCUUUUAUCACAGAGUCUUUGGCUGUGGUGGAGAAAUACUUCAUUCAGUAUGCACUACAUGAUCAAGACAUUCUGGGAAGCAAGGAAUCUACAAACAAAGUGCUGGCACUCGUACCUGAAGAUGUUAGGAAAGAAUUACUGGCGCACUUUCAACGUGAAAAAAACCCUGAAACCCGCUGGGGAAUCCUCAAGGCUCUAGCCAAGCAGAAACAGGCCACUGGCAAAAAGCCCCACCACUUUGAGAAAGAAAUCAUGUUACAGUAUUGUUAUCCACGGCUGGAUGUAAAUGUCAGUAAAGGGGUGAACCAUUUACUUAAGAGCCCCUUCAGUGUUCACCCCAAAACAGGACGUAUUUCAGUUCCCAUCAAUCUCAAGGAACUGGAUACCUUUGAUCCUUUUGCAGUCCCCACAAUCAGUGCUAUCUGUGAGGAGCUGGAUCGUCCCAGAGUGGGUGAAGAAGAAGAAAAGGUGGAAGAGGUCAAAGACACAGAAAAUGAGCAGAUUGCAGCAGUGAAACGAAAGAUUAGAGAUUAUAAAAGAACAAGCUUGGCAAAGUAUGUGAAAUUCUUUGAUGACUUUCUUGAUGGGUUGGCUUCCUCGUGGAAAGGAGAACUUCUCAAAAAGAGUGACCUGCAGAAGGACUUCUAAACCGGAUCAAUAAUCAGAACGUGAUAGCUAAAGUUGAGCUUUUUUUGUGGUUUGUCGCACUUUUAGGCCUCAUGUUUGGAAUGUUACUGCUUUUUUUUCUGGUGAACAGUUUAAUCUAUCUGAUAAAACUGUUAUGGAACUCAACUACACCUGUCUAAUCUUUGGAUAAAUAUAUCUUACUUUUCCUGUGUGUACUACUUGUAGAGAAAAAGUUGUUUGAAUUUUGGUGACUGUAUUUUCCUGUUGUACCAUAUUCCAUUGAUUUGGAAAAAUAAAUUAGAUGCUCAAACUCUU